AUGUCAUCGCCGGCCAAAGCCCGCUCGCCAUUCAGACCAACACCACGAACUACCUUUGGUGCACGAGCAUCUCUUUCGGCUCUUCCCAGCACGAGCACGACGGCGAUGAACAAGGAGAACCGUCGUUCAACAUCGUCGACGGCCGUAAUGACCGUACGCGCGCCCGGUCAACAAGCCGAAAGCGUCUCUGGGAUGGCCGCAGCCCAACGUAGCAAGAAGCGUGCUUAUUCCCUUGGUGGAGAGGCACUCGAACAAGCGACCAAACGGGCCAAAGAUUGGGACGUGCUCAGCCCGGGCAAACAAGCGCGACGACGAGCGGUUAGUCACUGCGAGACGCGUGUUGAUUGAUCCUCGCUGAGACGAGCCGCUGACCUCGUCGUCUUGCAACACUGCAAUGCGCGGGGAUUGCGACUACCACAGAUGCCGAGAAAGUCGGUACUACGUGCGAUCCCCGCUGUCUUCGACCCCGUGCCGCCCGAGUCAUCACUGUACUCGGUCCAGCUCACGAAGCAAGCCGCAAGUCACACAACCGAUCUUUCGAGCCUGUCGACCUUUGGGCAGGCCAAUGCGGCCCCGACAAGUCGCCGCCGAUCGUCGGUCCGCCCGCAGGAGAACACAAGGGAGGACGGCGAAAGUGACGAGGAUGAGGAGGAAGAAGAAGGCAGUGGAUCGAUGGACAUGGACUUAACCAGGAUGGAGGGUCAAAUGACGGCGUUCCUCGAUGACAGGAGAAAGUCUUUGGCUCGACGGGUCAGCUGGGCACCGACGGCUCACAUUCGGUGAGACUACCUACGCACGUGUAAGCUCGCCUACGCUACAUGUACUGACGGGGUGGAGUCGAUCCAAAAUCCUGCAGCACAUUCACCCCGGACAAGCCCACCCAGGAGGCUCAACAUGCCAAAGCUCUCGCCCAGGCGCAAGCCGAGGGGCACGAUUUUGACGACGACGAGGACGACUCGUACGCUGACGAUGCGGCGUCCGAACCUAGCAUGGAGAUAGUCGGGGACGAAAUGACGGUCGCUUUCGCCAGCCAUUUUGCCGGCUGCAACAUGCCCGUGUCGGCUGUGAUCGGCCAGGACGACGAGACCCUGAGCGACGAUGAACAAAGGUCUGAGAGCGGCUCGGACGGAGAUUCGAUGGAGAUCGCCAACGCCGACGAGAUCACGAGCGCCUUCGGUCAGGAGCUCGGAGCAAGGCCAUCAAUGGCGGGCCGGCCCCGCCCCAGCGAAAUGAGGCGCCAGGAGGAUGCCGACGACGAUGCGAUCAUGAGAGAGCUCGGUCUCGUCAAAGCCAAGGGCGCAAGUGCCGCUCGCGCCCCUGCGCGACCCAAGGGAAUCAUGUUUGCCGGCGUUCCAUCCUCCGAUGACGACGCCCCGCAAGCGAACGAAGAGGAUGACGACAACGGCGCCAUCACGGUCGCCGAUGGUACGAUGGCCAUGGACUGCACGAGCGCCAUCGGCCGCGUCGUCGCCGUCGCCGGUGCGGGCGCGGGAGUCGGCACGAGUGCCCAAGACGAAUAUUCUGACGAUGAGGACGACGAGGCGUCGAUCGCGAUGGACCUGACGGGUCGCACGGACGUCACGUCGACGAAUUUGAUGGAUUUAACUUCAACGAGCCUGCUCGACACGACGUCCACCAACCUCGUGGACAUGACAUCGACGAGUUUGAUGGAGAUGAAGAACCCGUUUCUUGGCAUCGUUUCGGCCCCAACACCCUCGACCCCUCUGGCGCGUCAACGUGCCCAAGUUUUCGCUCGUCAAGUUGCAGCCGGCUUGUUACCCGCAGAGCCGUCCCCAAUUCCUGCUUCUCCCCGACGAGUCAUGUACCCAGGCUUGCAACGCAUGUCAUUCGGGAACCGCUCACCCGGUCGAGCACUCGCCAUCCCAGCCAUCUUGGCGAGUAA
Messenger RNA from Microbotryum saponariae, 1903 nucleotides. The record is from the annotation of a GenBank genome assembly. Lineage: Eukaryota; Fungi; Basidiomycota; Microbotryomycetes; Microbotryales; Microbotryaceae.